AUGGCGACCACUCAACUUCCCUCAACUACCAGUAUAUCAAAGCCGACGCCCUUGGCCAAGACCCUCACGGUUACCCCUCCGGUCACUCCAAAUGGAAUAAGCGCGGCAGUACACCAACUAGUGGCUGAGAUAAGAGAUAUUCAUUCCAGGCUUAGUGAACUAUCGUCAUUGGCGCCCUCGUAUCAGGUCAACACCCUCUUGACACGCCUGGUAAAUCUAUGUGUGGUGCCUUACAGCGCCGAAUUCACCGCCUACUUUUUCAACAUCUCGGGUGUGGAGCAACUCUGUGAUAAGUUACGUCCAAUAUGUUCCGAAGCCGAAGGAGAACUAGAAAAGUUCCACACAGAGCGAAUGUUGAAAGAACUGGACACCAUCCAAGAAGCGGCCUCGAUUACCACCAUUCUCCAAUCAUUCCCUUACUACGACAACUACGUUGACCUUUCCCGCCUGGAAGCCUCACUCAUCAAUGCCUUUGCUUCCUCCCCACCAACCUCCAUCGCCUUCAUCGGCUCGGGCCCCCUACCCUUGACAUCCCUAUGCUUCCUAUCUCAAUACCCCAACGCACACAUCCACAACGUCGACCGUGACGCUACUGCCCUGCGCCUCAGCGCCGCCCUAUGCACUAAACUGGGCUUCUCGCAACGCAUGAGCUUUACGAAUGAAGACAUCACGCAGGAAGGCCCCGAGACCCAAGUUUCCUGGACGGAAUCCCAGGUUGUGUUCUUGGCUGCACUCGUGGGUACCGAUACGCGAUCCAAGUUGGAGAUUCUGAGGGACUUGGCGGCCAGGUUACAGCCGGGUUGUUUGGUUGUGGCUAGGAGCGCGAGGGGGAUGAGGAGUGUGCUUUAUCCCAUCCUACAACUCUCAGAAGACUUGCAAGCGAUUGGACUGGAAAUGCUGGCUGAGCUGCACCCGUGGACGAAUGUCGUAAAUUCUGCUAUUGUGCUUCGUGUAAAAGAGAGGUGA
Messenger RNA from Bipolaris maydis ATCC 48331, 966 nucleotides. RefSeq names its product Nicotianamine synthase. The record is from RefSeq and is a predicted model, not a curated record. NCBI's taxonomy places the organism in Eukaryota, Fungi, Ascomycota, Dothideomycetes, Pleosporales, Pleosporaceae. Gene Ontology annotation, molecular function: nicotianamine synthase activity. Gene Ontology annotation, biological process: nicotianamine biosynthetic process.